CCGAUCGCCAAUCUCAAGACCCGCAAAUGGAAAAAAAAAAUAAUGAAAAAAUAGAAAUGAAAAAGAACCCAAACCCAACCCAACCAGUGUCUAAUUUGGAAGGUUCAAUUCAACUGAAAAGGAAAAUUGAAAAAAAAGAAAAAAAAAUUAGGGCUCAUUACUACAAGCAAGACAACACAAAUCCAAGUACUCGGUACUGUCACUUCAACACUCUCCUGAGCUUGCCUUGCCUUCGACUUUGGUUUUUCCCUCUCUCUCUGAAGCAGGAACUUCCAAAUUAUAUCCCAUUUUGCUAUAAGUUGCAUUGUCCUGCAGGAGAGUCUGGCUUGGAUCUUUAUACUGCAGCAGAGUCUGGCUUGAAUCUUUUACUAUAUCUGCUUUCUGAUAGGAGGGCCAAUAAGGACAUGUCUUCUGAUACUGCAAGAGAAAAUGCAUCUGUAGUUGAUUCAUCAGCGACUGAAUGGAAAAAUGAUGUGGGAAAUUCAGAUGAUCCAGAGAAUGAGGAUGGCUAUCCCUUUAGGGGACAAGAACCACGGCAUUCCCACAUGGCAGAAAAAAGGGGCAGAUUGUGUAAUACAAGAUAUUUCAUCAUUAAGAGUUUGAACCACCAAAAUAUUCAAUUGUCGAUUGACAAAGGAAUUUGGGCGACUCAACUCAUGAAUGAACCAAUUCUGGAAGAAGCUUUUCAUAAUUCUGGUAGAGUUAUUUUAGUAUUUAGUGUCAACAUGAGUGGUUUCUUCCAAGGGUAUGCCCAAAUGAUGUCUUCUGUUGGAUGGAGGCGAGAUAAUGUUUGGAGCCAAGGAAGUGGUAAAGGUAAUCCUUGGGGCCGGAGUUUUAAGGUCAAAUGGCUUUGCUUAAAUCACUUGCCUUUCCAAAAGACUCUACACCUUAAGAACCCAUUGAAUGACUACAAACCUGUCAAAAUCAGCAGAGACUGCCAGGAAUUACCUCAAGAUAUAGGGGAAGCUCUAUGUGAGCUCCUUGAUGGGAGUAAUGAUGUGGAUGGCUCACUUAAAAGGGAUGAUCUACCUUCAAAGAGGCCUUGCAUAGAACCACCAUAUUCUUUAGGAGAUGAAGAUUAUAAUGUGCCUUCGCUGCAUAUGUCUUGGGCCGGUACACCCAUGCCUUAUCAUCCCUUCCUCUAUCAACAUCAAGCUGACGUGAGUAGAUUUCAUUUAACACAUCCACAUACUUUGGCUACUGAAUACUUUCCUACUACCACGGGAGCAUCAAAAGUUGCAAAAAGUCCUCAUGCUAGUACCUUGACCGACGAUGAUUUUCUUGAAAUGACGUAUGAAGAAUACCUUGAAGCCCAUGGCCGAACCAGCAAACACUUAUGCCGUUCUGUGACUGCACCAUCUCGGACAAUGCUGGAGUCAACAAGUAGAAAGCAUGUUGAUGAUUCAAGCUCAAGUUUGGUAACAGACCGGCACCACUCUCGCAAAAGGACGCAUAACUCAUCCUAGAUUGUUUCCAGCUCCAGCACUGAGAGAUGCAUGGUUUUUUCUCUUGCUCACUUUCAUCUGGUGGAGCUCAAAUUCACUGCAAUGUGGUCAUUGAGUGAAGUAAAUUUGUUCUAAUCCGAUAGUUAAGAUACAAUUCAGACACAUAAUGUUGUCAUGUUGUACACAUUUAUGUACUCUAUUCUAUGAACUGAAUAUCGUAUUUUUACAA
This is a messenger RNA of Theobroma umbraticum, 1674 nucleotides long. NCBI's taxonomy places the organism in Eukaryota, Viridiplantae, Streptophyta, Magnoliopsida, Malvales, Malvaceae. The record is from RefSeq and is a predicted model, not a curated record.